GACAUCCAAGAGAAGAUAAACUUUGAAAUCCGCAUGCGAGAAGGCAUCUGUAAACUACUUGCAGUGAGCACACAGAAAGACCAACUCUUGCAGGCGGUUAAAAACCUGAUGGUUUGCAAUGCUCGUAUACUUGCCUACAAGACUGAGCUACAGAACAAAAAAGAAGAGCCGAUCUCACAGAGAGCAGAAGAACUGUCUUCAGAAAACGGGUCAAAAGACCGGGUGGCAUGCAGAGCAAAGGUUGCUCUAACAGAUAUUCGAAUACCAUUAAUGUGGAAAGACUCUGAUCACUUCAGCAAUAAAGAAAAAUCUCAGCGCUAUGCAGUUUUUUGUUUGUUCAGAAUGGGAGCUGAGGUUUUUGAUACAGAAGUGGCUAUUGUGGACAAAGCAAUAACAGAUAUCUGUUUUGAAAAUGUAACCAUAUUUGAUGAAGCAAGGCCAGAUUUCCAGGUGAAGGUUGAAGUGUAUAGUUGCUGUACAGAGGAGCCUUUAUGUGUAACAAACACUCCUAAGAAACUAGCAAAGAAGCUUAAAACAUCCCUCAGCAAAGCUACGGGGAAGAAACUCAAAGCUGCGCUGGAAGAAGACAGCACUGAAUUGCUUUUGCCCCCUGACCCGGUCAUCCAUGGAGCAAAGUACAGUUUGCUAGCGUAUACCACUUUGGGGCUGGAGAGUGCUGAGGACAAUUUCAGGACCCACAACCUUACCAUUACAGGAAAUGAGGAAUCCUCUUUUUGGCUCCCCCUGUAUGGAAACAUGUGCUGCCGUUUAGUUGCUCAGCCUGCCUGCAUGGCUAGGGAUAUGAUGGCAGGAUUUCUUAAUCAGCAGCAAAUGAUAGGAGGUCUAACUAGCUGGAGGAGGCUGUAUUGUGUACUGAGAGGUGGCAAGCUCUUGUGUUAUAACUCACCAGAAGAAAUUGAGGCUAAACUGGAGCCAGCAUUGACAGUUUCCAUCAACAAGGAAACCAGAAUUCGAGCUGUGGAUAAGGACUCCAAGAGAAGAACUAAUAACUUCUCUGUUAUCAACCCUGUGUCUGGAGAGGCUGUGACGCGACUUUUUGCUACUGACAGUAGGGACGACCUUCAGAAGUGGAUGGAGGCUUUCUGGCAGCACUUUUAUGAUCUGAGCCAGUGGAAACAUUGUUGUGAAGAACUUAUGAAAAUUGAGAUUAUGUCACCACGGAAACCACCUUUGUUCUUGACAAAAGAAGCGACCUCCGUCUACCAUGAUAUGAGCAUUGAUUCUCCAGUGAAACAUGAGGGCUUAGCUGAUAUCAUACAAAGAAAAAUCGAAGAGAGUGAUGGCGAGUUCCUGCUUGGCCAGCAAAAAGAAUCUGCAUCUCCCUUAUGGGCUUCGCUCUUUGAUGGAUCUCAUGAGAUGGUUGUUCAGAAAAGCACGCAUCCAGGCUCAAAAAAAGAUACUGCAAGUCCUGUUGAUGGCAGAGGAAAGAAAAGAAGAGCUCCACCUCCACCCUCUGAUAAGUUACCAUACAGUGCAAAAGCACAGGUGAACACAGAGCAAUUGGGCAAGGAAAACCAGAAGUUUGACUGCACAUCUGCUAAUAGUUCUUCCUUUGAUUCAAAAUUAUCUACAAUAAUGCAGCAGUUGCAGACACCCAUUGCUGCUGCUCGCAAAAUUGGUCCUUGUAGAAAAAACAGUUUAGCUGGCCCUGGGAAUCCCAUUUCGUUGGUUACCAAGACUGAGUCGGAAACCAAACCAGUACUAACCCCUAGACAGAAAUGCAUUACAGAAAUGCUAGACCCUAGAUCAUGGUUGCAGCCAUAGAAACCAUAAUUAGCUUAGAGGAGUUCCUGAAAUCAAAGGUUUCUCAGUCUUAUAGUAUAACUCUUGAAUAAAAAUAGACUUUUUUAACAUAAAGCUUAUAAUUAUGGAGGCUAAAGUUGUUUUUUUUUUCUUUUAACCAGGGCAUUACUACUAGCUGCAGUCUCAGCUGUACUCAUUAUCGCUAACAUCUAAAUAAUUGCACUGGUAACAGAGGGGGGUUAUCCGUAUCUGAAAUAACGGUGCUAUUCCUGAAAAGAGCGGUUCAGUACUUUCUUCUUGAAAAACCAGCAGUGUUAGGGUAACUCAGUGUCCCUGCAGCAGGGAUGUGACCAUUGCCUUCCAGCAGUCCCUCAGCUUAGACCAUCUGCAGCUCCUCAGACUAGUUCAAAUGGGAAUUUCACACAUAUUCAGCACAGAUCUUGCAAAACUAAUUUUCUUGGGCUCCAUGCUUGUCUUCACCUAAAAUAUUCUUCUCUCUCCCUCACUGUUUGGGAACCACUGCUUAUAAGUUAAUGUCCUAUGAAAAGUUAUUGUGCUCUUCUGAAUGGCUCUGUAACUCCAUAUGAAUUUCUGAAGGAGUUCUAUCAGUUUAGUGUGGGAUCUCCUAAGUUCUUGCUGGUGCGUGCGCUGACCGAAUAGACCAGGAUUUUCUGUGUUUGAGCAAGAAUGUGAUCCAUCACUGCUGCUUAUUUUGGACUAACGUGAACAUAUAAAGCAGUACUGCAUAUGAACACCUAUUCAGGAUUUCAUUGUUAUGGUAGUAUUUUCUGAUGAAUGGGGAUCUGUAGCGUGGCUUCUCCUUUGUGGAGCCUCUCAGCUGUUCCUGGUAGAUAGCUGGUUUGUAAACACGGCAGUGUUUCUGGUUAAGAAAUUGGGGUUUUUCACCAGUUGUUCUUUCUGAAAUAACAGAGAAUAAGUAUUUCAGGUGAACAUAUUGAACUUUGAUAUUUUUCCGUCAGGCUGUUCAACAUUUUUGUAAGAAGCAUGGGCUAUUAGGCUUCCUGUGGCACCUGCAAAACAUCUAUUGCAUACAGAAAAGAUUCUGUCCUUCUGGAUCCACAGCUUAAAUAUGCAACCUUUCCCUUGGUUGAUGCAUUUAUCUCAGAUGCUGGAACAUAUCCAAGAGCAAAGGUAUGCUUGCAGAUGUCCCUCUAGAGCCUUGGUAUUCAGACCUGUGUUGAGAGAGUCAUACCAGCAACUUUAUACAUAAGCUUCUUUUUUUUUCUUAAUAUUUUUAUUUUUCUUUCUAAAGUGCAGGUUGCUUUGGGAGCUUUACCAUUUCUCCAGAAGAUAUUGUGUGCAUGGUUGGUUUGUUUGUUUUAUCUAUUUUUUGUCUUCUGCUAAGCUCUUGGCUGCACAGCUGUGAAGGUAUCUGCUGAAUUCCCUCAGUAGUUCAUUGGCUAUUUGGGAUGGGGCUUGAGAGGCAGGUUUCAUUUACAAAUCCUUUUGCAGGAUUAGAGCCCUUCGUUUCUAGAAUGUCCUUGUUCAUUCUUCAUUUAAUCACAUUCCAUUUUCACUCUGAAACAGCCAUAAUCAUUCUUACAAUAAAUCAUGCUGUUACUUAAGUGGAUGGUUUGUGAAUGGUUUAUAAAUAGGAACAGAAAAACUGAAGAAUAACUACAUGAUUAUGUAAAUUAGACACAGUCAACUAAGUGGACUGUGCAACUCUGAACAAG
Calidris pugnax (ruff) is the source of this 3461-nucleotide messenger RNA. It is a transcript of the gene RTKN2, whose product is annotated as rhotekin 2. The record is from RefSeq and is a predicted model, not a curated record. The transcript has 11 exons. Gene Ontology annotation, biological process: hemopoiesis; positive regulation of cell population proliferation. NCBI's taxonomy places the organism in Eukaryota, Metazoa, Chordata, Aves, Charadriiformes, Scolopacidae. The coding region runs from base 34 to 1785 and encodes 583 amino acids.